GAAGCAACCUACCACGCGGCCACCGAGGCUUCACAUUUAAUUUGAGUGAGGCGUGAACUGCAAACAACUAAACUCAUAGGUUCUUUUUGAAGAAAAAAAUUCGCAGUCCGAUAUUGUAUUGUAUCUGUUGUUAUUUGUGUAAUGUGUUUGACAAAUUUAACUUGUGUAUUUUAAACAUUGUACCGGUUUUAGUGCUUGUCAACUAAAACGACAUUAAAAUCGCAAGAUUAAUUUCUUAAUUCUUUAUUUCAAGUGAUUAUUUAACGUCAAAACUGGCGGGAACAGUCGGAUAUUACCCUACGAUGCAAGGGUAUGCGCAUGCGUCGGCUUCGUUUGUAAAAUACGAUUCCGCCAUGUCUAACAAGCAAGAACAAAGCAAUGAGAGUCAUCCUAGAACGCUCUACGUUGGUAAUCUUGAUCCUUCAGUGACAGAGGAAUUGAUUUUAGCACUCUUUGGACAAAUAGGCCCUGUUAAAGGAUGUAAAAUAAUACAAGAGCCUGGAAAUGACCCUUACUGCUUUGUGGAAUUUACAGAUCAUCAGGCAGCUGCAGCUGCUCUUUUAGCAAUGAACAAAAGAUUAUGUUUAGGAAAAGAAAUGAAAGUCAAUUGGGCAACUUCGCCCAGUAACACACCAAAACAAGAUACAAGUAAACACCACCAUAUUUUUGUUGGAGAUCUUAGUCCUGAAAUAGAAACUGCACAAUUACGAGAGGCCUUCGCAGUAUUCGGAGAAAUAUCCGAUUGUAGAGUUGUGCGAGAUCCACAGACGCUCAAGUCAAAGGGUUAUGGUUUUGUGUCAUUUGUGAAAAAAGCGGAUGCUGAAAAUGCAAUUAAUGUUAUGAAUGGUCAAUGGUUAGGAAGUAGGGCUAUUCGAACAAAUUGGGCAACGAGAAAACCGCCUGCAAAUAGAUCACAAAGUGAUUCUAUUGCCAAACUCCUUACAUUUGAUGAAGUUUAUAAUCAGUCAAGCCCAACAAAUUGUACUGUAUAUUGCGGGGGAAUAGCUCAAGGACUUACUGAUGAGUUAAUGCAAAAAACUUUUAGUGCUUUUGGACAAAUACAAGAAGUUAGAGUUUUUAAAGACAAAGGCUAUGCUUUUAUUCGAUUUGGUACAAAAGAAUCUGCUACCCAUGCCAUAGUAUCAACCCACAACACAGAAAUUAAUGGUCAGACAGUUAAAUGCUCUUGGGGUAAAGAAGCUGGAGAUCCAAAUAACCAACAGCAGCAACAGGACAAUCAUGAGGCUUUCCAAAGCAUAGCUGCACAAUAUACUUACCCUUACCAACAAAUGGGUUAUUGGUAUCCCCAAGGUUAUCCCCAAAUGCAAGCUGGCCAGUUUAUGCAAGGCAUGCAGUAUCCCUAUGGUCAAUACUAUGGACAGGGUUUUGGCCCAAUAAGAAGACGCGAUGAGCAACCUAAACAGGCUGCCACAGCUCCCUAUGCUAGAGGAGAUUUGACUACAGCGAAUAACAGCUCAGAGAAAACCAGCGAUUCUCAGGAAAUUUUAUUUCCUUAGGGGAGAAAAAAAGUCAAGUGAUUUGAAGAAACUGCCAACAUUAUAUGAUGUAGAUUGACUUUUUUGAAAUAGCAUUUACCUUUGCCGAGGCAUUCGACAUCCCCGACACCGAACGUGUUUCUUACAACUUUUGAUUUAUAUUCAGAUAUAUAUAAGCGUUCAUGAAAAAAAAAAUAUUAAUGUGUAUAUUUGUUACUGUCAACUCCUGUGAGAGAAAAAGGACUGAAAAGGAAUAUAAUAAAAAUAAAAAGCAAGCUACAUCAUAUAAUAAAUAUUAUAAAGAGUGGAAUCAUAUGCUCCAUAUCGCAGAAGAAAAAAAAAUAAAAAGUUGGAGAAACUAAGAUAUUUUAAUUUUAAUGUAAGAAAAAAAAUUUUUUCAUUGGUUUAAAAUGUAAAGCAAAUGUAGUUAUCUCAUACAUCAAUUCUGGCUCCUAGAUAUGAAUAAAAUUAAUGUAUCUGA
Molecule: messenger RNA, 1977 nt
Organism: Parasteatoda tepidariorum (common house spider)
Lineage: Eukaryota; Metazoa; Arthropoda; Arachnida; Araneae; Theridiidae
Product: nucleolysin TIAR
Molecular function (GO): RNA binding
Source: RefSeq, a predicted model, not a curated record